Molecule: messenger RNA, 456 nt
Organism: Botrytis byssoidea
Lineage: Eukaryota; Fungi; Ascomycota; Leotiomycetes; Helotiales; Sclerotiniaceae
Exons: 1
Coding region: 1-456 (151 amino acids)
Source: RefSeq, a predicted model, not a curated record
AUGUCCAACUUCCAACUCCUCACAAAACCAACUCCCUUGAGUGGAGAGGCUCACCGCAAAUCUCCUUCUCUUUCUUUUACGCCCUCUCUGGCGCCCUCUUCCUCGACUUCAAAAUCUACAUCUAAAUCUAAAUCAACAUCUUCAUCUCCAUCCUCCUCCUCAUCUUCAGCCCUCCGUCCCACCUUCCGUCCCCUCUACAAAACCCUCUCACUGUCCUACCGAUAUCCCUCCUCGACCAGCAAUCCCUCUUCUACAAACGGUACUCCCAAUACAUCCACUACUUUUACUAUCCUCCUCUCGAUCUACAAAUAUAUCGAUCUUUUAGCUCGUCGUCUAGCGUUUGAAUUCGCAUUGUUUAUGUUAGGAGGCGGGUUUAAUCUCAUGCUUUUGCUAUUGUGGCCUGGGUGGAUACCGGUUUUGGGGGUGGUGGGGGGCGUGUGGUGGGUUUGGGGCUGA